GUUCUCACGCCGUGAGAACAUCGAGCUUUCGUCAGAGGCGGGUUCGGUGUUGACCACCCAUCAACCAGUCUUCAGCGAGCGAGAUGAGGAGGGUAAGAACAGGUCUGUGCGGCUAUACGAAAGGUUUCUGCCUGCGAUGAGUUCCAAACGGGCAGGAGAGAUGCACGUCUCCUAGCGAGCCGCCGAGGCGAUGCACUGGCAAAUAGGGAACAUCGAGAUGACCAGGCGUGCAGGGUUGGUUCCAUUUUCGCUGGAUAUAUCUUCGAACAAACUGCAAGACCUAGAGCCAAUCUCGCCGAACCACGGCUAUGCCCACUCGCAGUCCCAAGGGGGGUCUGCCGCGCGACCUCUCCAGCCCGCAACCAACCCCCACUCUGCCGUUAAUCCCGCCGCCUACACCGACCAGGCGGCGCGAGAGACCCAGGUAGCUCCUUCGACCCGCCUCUAUCUGACCAACCACCCGACUACGGCGACGAACCCGACCCUGGCCGCGCCCCAACCCACGCCUUCCCCCUCGGCGGCAGUCCAGGCCGAAAAGCCGCAUGAGUGCUCCUUCUGUGCCCAUUGUUUCAAAAACAAGCGAGAGGCUAGAAGACACAGAAAUUCAGCACACAUUCAGCAGCACAGUUGGUCAUGUUCGGUCUUGACAGGUUACGGUCAGGCGUUCUACGACAGUACGGCAAGGCCCGGUACGGCCGAUGUCUGCGGCUACUGCGGCAAAGAGUUCUUGAGAAGCGUGGAGAACCAGGGCGUAGCCAAUGCGAGCGAACAGGGCUGGAAGGAGCGCAUAGGGCAUCCGCAGGAACUUCGCAAAUUCGGCAGAUGCAACUUGAGCAAGAAGUUCUAUCGGGCCGACAGCUUCCGCAUGCAUUGAAAGCGCAGACAUGUUGGUACCAGCGACAAGUGGACCAACAUGCUCAAAACUGCUUGUAUGACCCGCGAAGGAGCCUCUCGUUCCUACAAGAUAAGAUUACCCUCCCUAUA
Chaetomium strumarium is the source of this 984-nucleotide messenger RNA. RefSeq lists its product as uncharacterized. Bases 191 to 874 code for a protein of 227 amino acids. The transcript has 2 exons. Lineage: Eukaryota; Fungi; Ascomycota; Sordariomycetes; Sordariales; Chaetomiaceae. The record is from RefSeq and is a predicted model, not a curated record.